AUGCAGGAUGUCUCCCCGUGUCCUCAUGCAGCCCUGCAGCAGUGCUCCAUGCACGACACCCCCUGCAUCCUGCGGCCAUUCCCAUCCGACGGCAGUGGGAUGCCUCCGCACAGAGGCACAGCUGCUGUGAGCAGCUCGGUGCCCGCAUGUGUGAUGUGAUGGCUGUGCCUGUCCCCACAGGUGCAGAUGGCGACGAUGUCGAUGCAGCUGGGCGGGCUGGUGCUGGCCGUGCUGGGCUGGCUGGGCUCCAUCCUCACCUGCGCGCUGCCCAUGUGGAAGGUGACGGCCUUCAUCGGUUACAACAUCGUGGUGGCCCAGGUCUUCUGGGAAGGGCUGUGGAUGAACUGCGUCUAUGAGAGCACGGGGCAGAUGCAGUGCAAGGCGUACGACUCCCUGCUGGACCUCACCUCUGACCUGCAAGCCGCCCGCGCGCUGGUGGUCACCUCCAUCAUCGUGGCCUUCCUCGGCCUCCUCACCGCCAUCUCGGGGGCCGACUGCACGCGCUGCAUGGAGGACAAGAGCUCCAAGGGCCGCGUUUCCAUCGUGGCGGGGGCCAUCUUCGUGCUGGCCGGCAUCGUGCUGCUCAUCCCCGUCUCCUGGUCUGCCAACAGCAUCGUCACCAACUUCUACAACCCCAUGGUGCCCGAGGCCCUCAAGAGAGAGCUGGGGGCUGCCCUGUACAUCGGGUGGGCCUCCAGUGCCCUGCAGCUGCUGGGUGGGGCUAUCCUGUGCUGCUCGGGGCCACCUGUGGAGCGGGACCACUACCCCAAGUCAUACCGUGCGGUGAAGGGCUGUGGCCCCAUGGGCUACCCCAUGAAGGACUAUGUGUGAGCUGCCCCAGCUGGGCACCGGCCCUUGGGCACAGCACCACGGUCCCCACCCCCCCCACAUCCCACAUCCCCUGCCUGCACACUGUGUCCCCACGCCAGCUGUGUCCCCCCCACCCUUUGCCCUUCCCGCAGGCUGGUGACAGCAUGUGGCCUCAUCCCGCUGCCCUCCUGGGGCACUGCUGCUGCUCCCAGCUCUAUAAAGGUCUUGGUGCCACUAAGGCUGCCUGGGCUUGUUUUGAAGCUGUGUUGUGACACUUCCUAUGUCUCUCACACUCCCAUGGGCAGCUCAAGGGCUUGCUGUGCCAUCACCCACCAUGUCCCUGUGCCACCUCACCACCCCACAGGAUGGCCCUUCACACAGGAACCACACACCUCAAUCAUGCAGUGCACAUAGGGUUUAUUCAUUAGCCAAGCACGGGACAGGGACAGCCACAACCCCCAGCCACUCAGCGUGGGGGCAGUGCUGGGGACAAAGGGACAG
This is a messenger RNA of Meleagris gallopavo (turkey), 1311 nucleotides long. Its product is annotated as claudin-3-like. Gene Ontology annotation, molecular function: structural molecule activity. Lineage: Eukaryota; Metazoa; Chordata; Aves; Galliformes; Phasianidae. Gene Ontology annotation, cellular component: membrane; bicellular tight junction. The record is from RefSeq and is a predicted model, not a curated record.